Messenger RNA from Fomitopsis serialis, 1086 nucleotides. RefSeq names its product putative beta-glucanase from glycoside hydrolase family GH16. The transcript is spliced from 7 exons. Gene Ontology annotation, biological process: glucan catabolic process. The record is from RefSeq and is a predicted model, not a curated record. The coding region runs from base 1 to 1086 and encodes 361 amino acids. Gene Ontology annotation, molecular function: hydrolase activity, hydrolyzing O-glycosyl compounds. Lineage: Eukaryota; Fungi; Basidiomycota; Agaricomycetes; Polyporales; Fomitopsidaceae.
AUGAAGCUCCCGUUGAUUUACGCUGCUGCAGUGUCAUCGCUGUCCCUUCUACCGGCCAUCCGGGCCGGCUCGUAUAGCAUCAACCAGACGAAUAUUGGCUCUAACUUCCUGACCAACUUCGAAUGGGAGGAUAUCGCGGACCCUACCAAAGGCAGAGUGCACUAUGUCAAUCAAUCGACUGCGCUUGCUAAUAACCUCACAUUCACGUCCGAUGACACGUUCAUCAUGCGGGCCGACUACACCACGAAUCUUACCGCUAGCGGAAGUGGGCGGAUGAGCAACCGCAUCAAGAGCUACGCGCAAUACAGGACGCACGUCGCGGUAUUCGACAUCCGACACAUGCCCCAGGGCUGUGGAACUUGGCCUGCGGUAUGGGAGGCUGACGACCAAGUCGGGACCUCCUCAGGGGAAAUCGAUAUCUUGGAGGGUGUCAAUGACAUUGCGCCAAACAGCGUUACUCUGCAUACUACUGGUAGCUGCACCAUGCCCGAGAACAGGGCCCAAUUAGGCACAACGCUCUCUACGAACUGUAGCUCGUCAGACACGAUAUCGGAUGGGAACAACGGAUGUUCAGUUGACGCGCCUUACACCGCGUCAUACGGGAAGGUCUUCAACACGUACGGAGGCGGGUACUAUGCCAUGGAGCGUACGGCGGAGUAUAUCCGGGUCUGGUUCUGGUCUCGUAACGAUAGCAGCAUCCCGUCCGAUAUCACCUCCGGAGCGUCCGCAGUCGACACAGACAACUGGGGAAAGCCGAUUGCUCUUUUUCCUAACACGGACUGCGAUAUCGGAUCUGCGUUUCAGCGCAACAACAUCAUUAUAAACUUGACAUUCUGUGGUAGUUGGGCUGGUAACUCGUUCAGCAACAACGGCUGUCCGGGGAACUGCACAGAUUAUGUUAAUUACAACCCAUCGGCCUUCGAGGACGCGUACUGGGAUAUUGCCGCGGUUCGGAUCUAUCAACCCUCUUCCAAUUCCAGUUCGAGUAGCGGUGUUUCGUUGCUGACCAAAGGCGAAGGUCGUCUGGAGACUGUUUCGUCUGUGUUCUUCACGGUUGUUGCGGGCACCGGAUGGUUGUUUUUGUAG